Messenger RNA from Zasmidium cellare ATCC 36951, 639 nucleotides. RefSeq lists its product as uncharacterized. Bases 1 to 639 code for a protein of 212 amino acids. The record is from RefSeq and is a predicted model, not a curated record. Lineage: Eukaryota; Fungi; Ascomycota; Dothideomycetes; Mycosphaerellales; Mycosphaerellaceae. Gene Ontology annotation, molecular function: oxidoreductase activity, acting on the CH-OH group of donors, NAD or NADP as acceptor. The transcript has a single exon.
AUGCCAUCAUACUUGAUCACGGGCGCAGGACGCGGUCUAGGCUAUGCCUUCCUAAAACAACUCGCCGCCGACCCCAACAACACCGUGAUCGGUAUGGUCCGAAACAAAGACGCUGGCACACAGAAGCUUAAGAGCGAUGCAGUUGAGAAUGUCCACCUCGUUGAAGGUGACAUCACCAGCGUUCGAGGACUCUCGUUGGCGAUGAAAGAAGUUGCCAGCAUCACACAUGGUAGUCUAGAUGUCCUCAUCAACAACGCCGCAUAUGUCAGCGACAAGACUCGAGCCAAGACGCUGCUGGACGGUUCAGACGAGGAGCUGCAAGAAGACUUGAUGCACUCCUCUCACGUCAACGUCGUAGGGGUGGCUCAUACAAUUCGUGCAUUUUUGCCGCUACUUCGGAAAGGCAAUGUCAAGAAUGUGAUCACGAUCUCAACCGGUGUUGCAGAUCUUGAUAUGAUCAGGGAGGCAGGGAUUGCAGUUGCUGGACCGUACGGCAUCUCCAAAGCGGCAACGAACGCCCUCGUUGCCAAGUUCCACGCUGCGCUCGGGAAGCAGGAGGGAAUCUUGUUCCUGGUCAUUAGUCCGGGCUUCGUCGACACUUCCGAGGAGAACUCCACCCCUGAGAAAGUCAAGGGAUGA